Salvia miltiorrhiza (redroot sage) is the source of this 702-nucleotide messenger RNA. RefSeq names its product cytosolic sulfotransferase 15-like. Gene Ontology annotation, biological process: sulfation. Bases 1 to 702 code for a protein of 233 amino acids. NCBI's taxonomy places the organism in Eukaryota, Viridiplantae, Streptophyta, Magnoliopsida, Lamiales, Lamiaceae. Gene Ontology annotation, molecular function: sulfotransferase activity. Gene Ontology annotation, cellular component: cytoplasm. The transcript has a single exon. The record is from RefSeq and is a predicted model, not a curated record.
AUGGAUUUAUCAUCUCUCCCAAGAGGUUAUUGGUUGGGGGAUGAUUAUCUCGUACAACUUGGAGGCUUUUGGUUUAGGCCUCAAUUCGUGAAGCCAAUGAAAAGAGUGAUCAAUCAUUACAAUCCACUUCCUAGCGAUGUGAUCAUGGUCACUUCUCCUAAAACAGGCACCACUUGGCUCAAAUCUCUUCUCUAUUCCAUCCUCAACCGAUCUUCCAAGCAUAAGUUGGCCGUCCAACACCCCCACGAACUUGUUCCCUUCUUGGAGGUACAAGUUUUCGCGGAGUCUGAUGAGCCGCCAGUUCUAGCGGCCCCAUCACACGGGCCUCGCUUAUUCGCCACGCACAUCCCUUAUCAGCUCCUAGCCCAAACCCUAGAUUCUUGUCCAUGUAAGGUUGUUUACUUGACACGGAACCCCAAGGACACCCUCGUCUCCUUGUGGCAUUUUGUGAGGAAGUGGAACAUGGAGAAGCCAACUGAGUCAUGGCCCCUCGAUGAGGCAACGGACACGUUCUGUCGUGGCGUCACCCCAUUCGGGCCCUACUAUGAUCAUGUGAUUGGGUACAGAGAGCUGAGCAUGAAAAGGCCCCAGAAUGUCAUGUUUCUCACUUACGAGGAGAUGAUGGAAGAUACACAUGGUCAUGUCAAGAAACUGGGCGAUUUCUCACUUAGGAUCUCCAUUUCAAGAAGAAGAAGAAGAUGA